GUCACUUUAAAGGUCCUAUCUAUUACAUGUUUCCAUGGGAAUAGAUGGAUCAGCUGUUUCUUUUGUGUUACUUGUUUGGAAGCACAACCCCCAGGCUUUCUUGUAUUUUUGGACCAGGCUAUUCAGUAAAUAUUCUUUCUCCCCAGUCAGGCCAGGUCCCUGAUCGAAAGGGGAUGCUCAGUUCACACCUAUAGGUUCCAGGGGAACAGCCAAGACACAGGGAGGAUACAGUCCUUGAUCUGAAUUCCCUUUGCAUCCAAGGUCAGCGAGUGUUCCGGUUUCUGGACCUUUUAUUGUGCGUCCACAGAAUUUUGCAACGAGAUAAAGGGGUCGAGGCUAUUUUACAUUGAGUGCAUCCUAUGUUUACUCAGACACAAGGACAAUGUUGGCAAGAAAGGGAAUCAUUCCAGAAGAGUAUUUAUUGACCAGGCUGGUGGAAGAUGACCUCUCUCAGCCUCACUACCAAACCAAGUCCAGGAAAGCUCGCUUUAUCACCAAGAAUGGAGGCUGCAAUGUGGCUCACAAGAACAUCCGUGAGCAAGGUCGCUUCCUUCAAGAUGUCUUCACCACUUUGGUGGACCUCAAGUGGCCUUACACGCUUGUGAUCUUCACAAUGUCCUUCUUAUGCAGUUGGAUGCUUUUCGCGAUGCUUUGGUGGCUCAUUGCCUUCGCCCAUGGUGACCUGGACACCCAUCAGGACAAUAUUGUUCCCUGCAUCACCAGCAUCUCGUCAUUCGCAUCCGCCUUCCUCUUCUCCAUCGAGGUCCAGGUGACCAUUGGGUUUGGAGGCAGAAUGGUGACCGAGGAAUGCCCCUUGGCUAUCACAGUUCUGAUCAUCCAGAACAUCUCGGGCCUCAUUGUCAAUGCAGUCAUGCUGGGCUGCAUCUUCAUGAAGACUGCACAGGCCAACCGAAGAGCGGAAACCAUCAUUUUCAGCAAGUAUGCAGUAAUCGCUCAGAGAAAUAAGAAAUUGUGCUUUAUGUUCCGGGUGGGGGACUUGAGAAAGAGUAUGAUCAUUAGUGCCACUAUCCAAAUGCAACUGGUCAAGAAGACCACCACUCAGGAAGGUGAGGUUAUCCCCAUCUCGCAGAUUGACAUCCAAGUGGAGAACCCAGUUGGUAUCAAUGCGAUCUUCUUGGUUUCUCCCCUCAUCAUUAGUCACACCAUUGAUAAGAAGAGCCCGCUUUAUGACUUAACAGCAGCUGGCCUCCAACAAGAGGACCUUGAGGUAGUGGUCAUCCUUGAAGGGGUGGUGGAGACCACAGGCAUCACCACCCAGGCGAGGACAUCCUAUUUGCCGGAGGAGAUACUUUGGGGCCACAGAUUUGUGCCGAUUGUGACGGAAGAAGAGGGAAGGUACUCAGUUGAUUAUUCCAAGUUUGGCAACACCACAAGGUCCAAAACGCCACUGUGCAGUGCCAGAGAACUCGAAGCACAGGAGAGAAGUCAAAACCAAAUGCACAAUGGCCCCAACCUGCCAAUGAGUGCCCUCAGGGAAAGGUAUUUCUCCAAGUCCAUCAGUUUCCCUGGAACACGCCUGAAAUCAUCUGUGCGUUUUCAGUCUCUGGAUUCUUUGCCAGAUUUAGAGUCACAAGAGGGAGUUGAGUCAAGGUCAUUGCUCCUCUGAGUUCCCUUCUUUCAUUGCAAAAUUCAUUAUCCCUCCUACUCAAACACAUCCUCAUGAUAUUACCAUCAAGACUAAUCAGUCCAACUGCCACCAUUCACUCCUUUGAAAGCUGAAGGCAGUAGGAGAUAUGGGGUUAGUUGAGUUAUUUUUUUCAGGCAUUUUUGUUUUGAAACUGUGAAUCUCCCCUUCAUGUGUAAAGCCGACUUUGGUCGAAUGGCCUUUCAUUCUAUCACCCUGGGCUGGCUCAUUUGAAAGAGCUGUCUAACUAAUCCUGAGAUCCCAAGCUUUCCCCGUUUGCUCUGACCAUUUGCAGGUCCAUCAAAACUAGUCUUGUUAUCUUGACACAUCUAUAGAAAUCUUCUGUAGCAAUAGCCACUGACAUGGCAAUCAGAGCAGGAAUCCUGGGCUGAAAUUUACUCUCCAGAUUGAGAUCAAUAAAGUCACUUCUUCAGUCUUCCCAUUCUUUUUAUAGUCUACAGUAGAUACUCUUUUCCCAACAUACUUUUAUCUUUGCCAAGACUUGGAGGAGUAGUAACAAUGCUACAAUGGGCCUUUGAUCCUUAGUUUGUCUGCCUUUCUUUAAAAGUAAAAACCAAGUGAUAGAGCAACUUAGACACUGGUCACACUGAUAACAUCUAAUGCCACAAACUAAGACCCCUUUGUAAAAUGAGAUGGGCUCUCUCCUACACAUCCUUGAACAAAUCAUUGGGUGAUCAACAAAUGGAUGGGAUUUGGAAAGGAUCACGGCCACACACACGGGCUGCACUGAACCUAAUUGUUGGAGCCGUGUAGAAGGUUAAUGUGUGUGUUUGGUCAUGAUGUGAGUUGUUGAAAUGUGUUCCAUUUCCCCAACAUUGCAUUCCUCACAAGAAGCACAAGAUUUGGAACGACAUUUUAAUAGACCAAAACUGGAAGCACAUGGAUUCCUGAUGAUUGGAAUAAAGCACAAAUGCUACGUGAGAAGCACAAAGCAACUGCUAUUGUCUGCAAUGUCCUAAUGUGACAUGACCGUGUCACCUUCCUAUGUCACUGGUUGACCUGUUUUGAGGUGGGGUGAGGUAUGGGAAGGAGCUCAUUUGAUAUUACCCUUGACCUGAUGGGAUUGUCCAAUUAAGAGCUGGCAAAGGAAGUAGGAAGCAAUAAAAGGCAAAACAGUAUGAAUGGGCUGAAUGGUCUACUUCUGUUCUUAUGUCUUAUGGACAACAUGACUAUGGGGAGAGGCAAUGAGAGGAAAAUUGGUCGUGAGGGUCUCUUCAUUUUAGAAAGGUGGCAAAUGUCAUUGAAACAAAAAUAGUUAUUGGAGGGUUUGGCAGAUAGAUACUGAAAGACUGUUUUCCUCUUGGCCGUAGAGUCUAGAACACAAGUUCACAGUCUCAGGAAUAAGGAGACAACUGACAUAAGGGGAGAUGUCUUCACUCAAGGUUGUGGAUCUUUGAGAUUGACUACUCCAGUGAGCAGUGGGUGCUAAGUCAUUCAUAAAUUCAAGACAAGGCAGCAAUAUAUCUUUGGGUGAUCAAAUGGUUGAGCCUUGUAGGAAAAUCUGAGGGAGGGUGGUGCAGUUAAGGUAGAAGAUCAGCCAUUUAUUAACUGGAAGAGCACGGUCCAGGGACCAUGCUGUUAGAUCUUGCUUUUUUUUUAGUUAAGGCAUAUGUCCUUCUCCAGUCUGAAGAUCCAAUGAGACACAGAAGCAGAGAUUGGUCUUAUUGAAGAAGACACAUUUACUUCUACAGCUUUGUAAUACCACAACAAGGAGGCACAAACUUCAGACGGUCUUCAAAAGAUCUAAUGGGGAAGGUAAGAAAAAAUAAUCGUUUGACAGAAAGGCUGAUAAGUGUAAAACCUCUAAAGACAAACUCAUGUUGAGAAUGAAUCCAUCAUCUGUUUUAAAAGAGCAUUAUGGUUAUUUAAAAGAAUAUUCAGUAGAGUUGGACUUGAUCAUUUAUAUGAAGACAAAUGCUGCUACAGAGAAGAUAUGAGCUGAAUGGCUUCUAUGCUGUACUGGCCUAUUCCAUAAUUCAUUCUGCUCUUCUACAUCUCAGGACUGAGCACGUCACAUUUUAUCAUUAUUGUUGUGAUAAUAUUGUUUAAUGGAGGUUCCAACAAAUCCAUUUGUGUUCUAUAUAAUGAUUUGUCACCUUUCAUUGAGGUCCAGGAGAUAUUAAGAAUCUCAAGUGAUUUACUUUGGAAUUUGUGAAAAGUGGUAUAUAAGUGCAAGUCUCUUUUUCUUCCUCGCUGCUCUACGUUUGCCCUGAUUUGGUGAGUCCAUAUCAAUCUCUUCUGCAGAGCCAGAGAUUCAGGGUUCAACACUCACUCCGAGAUCUGAAGUGUGAUUGAAGCUGAUCCUCCAGCACAUUACGACCAAGUUCUGCAUUUAUUAAUAAAUCUUAGAAUGAAUCAUUGUCUUGUCUGCACUUCUGGUGAUGGCAAAGAUUCCCCAUGGUGCAAACCAGGACUUCAACAUUCCAUCAACCAACCAGCCACCAAGAUGCAUUCAUCUUCUCACCAGGACGUUGGAACAUAUGUGAUUAAAAUUGCUAAUGUUUUAAUUAAACCAGCACUCAUCACAUACCAAAGUGAGGCUCAAAAUAUGAGCAAGUCUUCAUUUCUGUUUUAUGGUUUGUUAGACCAUGUUGUUGGAAGGUUGCACUAUAACAUGUAUUGUCGGUGUUGGGUAUUACAAUUUUUCAUGUGCUACAAUAUGAAUUUAUCAUGCCUUUUUACAAAGGAACACCUGGAAAUUGCUAUGAACCAAAGCAUGUCUGAUGCAUAAAGUAAUCUGGCAGGUGGUGUCCUCUUGGCUUAUAUUUAACUUAUAUGGCGUGUCUGUUGGAAGCAGCAACAUCAAACCUCACUGACUGAAGGAUACAUAUUUCUCUGACAUGUAGUAAUUCUCAGGCUACAGUUACAAAUCUGGUUUAUUUAGAAAUAAAACUAUGCAGAAGCAAGAAGAAAUGCAACAGGUCUGAUUAGAACUUCACUUGUGCAUUUCCUGAUUCCAAACAAUGAAGUCUAGUGUUGUUUGUACUGUACUCUGUUCUGUUAAAGUUUUACUUCGAUCUAUGAGGCAACUGUCACACGUGAAGUCAGAUAUUUGGGGAGUGUCCAAUCAACCACAGCUUCAUAGUUAGCUGGUGGAAUUGACAGUAUGUUUAAAAGAAGCCUUCAUCGGGGGGUACUGGCGACUCCCUCUUUGUCUUGAAGUAAGACAGAGGAAGAUCAAAAUGUCCCUUUCAAAAUUGAAUGGAUCUGUCAAUUACAUGUAAGUUAUGAAAGGUACACACGAUUGUCUAUUGGGUUUACUUAUUACAAUUCUUAAGACUGUAAGACAAAGCAUCUCAUGGACAGAUAAUGAUAGUUUAGUUUUGACUCACGUAUUAGACACAGUCACAGGUAUCAUUGGUAUGGCAUUGCUCAAUUUUCAAACCAAACACAGAAUCCCAACAGUGCAGAGAGAGGUCAUUCAGCCCAUUGAGUCUGCACCAACUCUUUGAAGAGCAUCCUACCUAGAGGACAACACUCUGGCCAAAACUAUUCCCCCAUAACCCCACAUUUCCCCCGGCCGAUCUGCC
Molecule: messenger RNA, 5196 nt
Organism: Chiloscyllium plagiosum (whitespotted bambooshark)
Lineage: Eukaryota; Metazoa; Chordata; Chondrichthyes; Orectolobiformes; Hemiscylliidae
Product: ATP-sensitive inward rectifier potassium channel 11-like
Biological process (GO): potassium ion import across plasma membrane; regulation of monoatomic ion transmembrane transport
Cellular component (GO): plasma membrane
Molecular function (GO): inward rectifier potassium channel activity
Source: RefSeq, a predicted model, not a curated record